AUGCGCAACCUAAAAAAUAUCCGUUUCGCGGAGAUUCCACUUCCCAAGGGGCUGCCGCUAACUGCAACGGCAUGGGACCCAGCAACGGAUUCUGUCCUUUGCGCUUUUGGUCCAACUGAAACCAGCGCAAUCAUUGAGCUGAGACGAAAAGAGGAGGAUGCAGACAUCAGUCCCAACCAGGAACUCCCACUUGUUGCCUCUUGGGAUGCGCCAUGUCCGCUCCCGGAGUUAAAAUGCGAUCGUAUAUUGUCAAUGCAAUUCUUUCCAGACACUCUGGUUACAUGCUUGGUUCUCGAGGGAGGAGAUAUCAUCAUUGUGCGAGAGGCCCCGCAACCCGGAGAAGACAAAAUUGAAAUCGUUGGCUCCGUGGAUGUUGGUAUCACUGCCGCGGCGUGGGCGCCUGAUGAGGAGCUCCUGGCGAUUACCACUAGGUCCAAUACCUUGCUUUAUAUGACUCGCGACUUUGACAGCAUUGCAAGCAUUGCCUUUUCCGGCGAUGACCUGAAGAUCUCGAAACAUGUCUCUGUUGGAUGGGGCAAAAAGGAAACCCAGUUCCAAGGCAAAAGAGCCAAAGCGCUCCGCGACCCGACAAUGCCAGAAAAGGUAGACGAGGGGGUUCUGAGUGAUUUAGAUGAUGGAAAGACUUGUAUUAGUUGGAGAGGAGACGGUGCUUUUGUCGCUGUGAACAGCAUUGAACCCGGAUCCCGGCGUGUGAUUCGGGUGUAUUCCCGGGAGGGCGUCCUAGACAGUGUCAGUGAGCCUGUGGAUGGGCUGGAAGGUGCUUUAAGCUGGCGUCCUUCUGGAAAUUUAGUUGCCGGCAUACAGCGGCUUGAGGAUCGCAUCGAUGUGGCCUUUUUUGAACGCAAUGGUCUUCGGCACGGCCAAUUCACGCUUCGCUUGGAAAAGGAAGAUAGAGACACCUGGGCAUCGUCGAUCGACCUGGCUUGGAAUCUAGAUUCGACCGUGCUGGCCGUUCUAUUCAGAGAUAGGAUCCAACUCUGGACGAUGGGCAAUUAUCAUUACUACCUGAAGCAGGAAGUUCCUCUCAGUUUUGAGACUAACCAAACUGAACUCUUGCGCACGUUCCGUUGGCAUCAUGAAAAGCCAAUCCGAUUUGCAGCAAGUUCUUCGAGCUCUCUCAUGGAUUUGGACUGGGUCUUCGACGUUUCGAGAGGCUCCUGUAUACUGCCGAAUGAUUUUGGCGCCAUUGGCGUGAUUGACGGGAGCAUUGCCGUUUAUUCAUGGCAACUCAAAACCGUCCCACCACCAGACCCGGAGCUCGAUUCAUUCUUCGCUUUUCCCCAGACAGUAAAGCGACCGAGAAACAUCGCGAUCCAAGGUGAAACGGACGUGUACGUUCUAAUGGAGACUGAUAUGUCAUUUGCAGAAGUGCAAAAAAUCAACCUCGACACGAAAAACACAACAGCUGUUCUGGCGUCUACUGAGUCGGAUCGACUCUCAUUUAUCUUCUCUAACUUGGAACAAGAUGCACUAUGGGUUGCUCGAGCAAGCCCAAAUCAGAAACAUCUCUUAUAUUCCUAUAUGCUAACUGGUGAAGACAAUAAUGCCCCUUGCAUUAAUUGGCUCGAAAGCCCGGUUCAGGAAACAAGCUGGGCCAGUGCGACUGCAUCUGCAGAAAAAGGGAAUUGCACAUCGUUUUUAAUUACUUCAGCCCAUCUUAUCUUCACUACCACCCAGCAUCUGCUGAAGUUUGUUCAUAUAACAAACGUUGAUGGCCUUGAAAUACCUGGUGAUACUCCUGAAGUUGACGAGCGCUGCAGAAGUAUUGAGCGAGGUGCGAGGUUAGUGGCAGCGAUGUCUUCAAUCUUCGCUCUCACCCUGCAAAUGCCUCGUGGGAAUAUCGAAACUAUUUACCCUCGCGCAUUGGUGCUCGCAGGCAUACGUAAAUACAUUGAGAGCAAAAAGUAUCGAUCCGCAUACCUGGCAUGCAGGAGCCAUAUGGUAGACAUGAAUAUUUUACAUGACUACAUGCCAGAGCAAUUUAUGGCUAGCAUACAACUAUUCAUUGACCAAGUAAAACGGAUUGAUUUUAUUGAUGAAUUCUUAUCCCGCUUGAAGUAUACUGCAUGGCCCUCCCCAAUACUCAGCUCACUUACACUGACUGCCGCGAUUAGAAAUGAAGAUGUUUCCGAAACUCUAUACAAGGACACGCUUAAGAUCGCACAUACUGAGGCACGAGACCAUACUAUCGGUUCUGAGCAGACAACUGGCCUCCUACCCAUGCCCAACCCCAACAAAGAGAACAAAGUCAACAAGAUCUGUGAUGCCUUUCUAUCGGUACUUGCGAAUCGUGUUGAGACCAAUCUUCAAAAUCUUGUCACUGCUCAUGUUUGUAAAUCUCCUCCGGAUCUAGAUGCAGGUCUUCAGCUUGUCGCAAAAUUACGGGAUCAAAAUGCAGAACAGGCAGAAGAAGCAAUUGAGCAUAUGUGUUUUCUCACGGAUGCAGCUAGGCUAUUCAACAAUGCUUUGGGACUAUACGACCUAGAACUUACCUUGCUAGUGGCUCAACAAGCACAAAGAGAUCCAAGAGAAUAUCUCCCGUUUCUCCAAAAGUUACAAGGACUAACCGAGCUUCGUCGACGAUACGAAAUCGAUAACCACUUGGGCAGAUACCCAAAAGCCCUGAAAAGUUUGCAUGCCCUUCACGAGUACGAUGAGUUGAAACUUUACACGAUCAAACAUGCGUUAUACCGUGAAGCGUUGGAACUGUACAAAUACCAGCCCGAUCUUCUUCGCGAUAUGACCCAGCUAUAUGCCGACUAUUUGUAUGACCAGUCCAAACACAAGGAAGCAGCAAUAGGUGGGACUCCUUUUGUAUCGCUCAUUUUCCCGCAGCAAUUGCUAACAGCAUGGUUGAAGCAUAUGAAUCGCUUGCCUUGUACCAAUCAGCCUAUGAAGCAUACAAGAUCGCCAACAUGUGGCAAGAGUGCCUUUAUUGUGCAAGUCUUGUUCCACUGCCUGAAUCUCAAAUGA
Molecule: messenger RNA, 2994 nt
Organism: Uncinocarpus reesii 1704
Lineage: Eukaryota; Fungi; Ascomycota; Eurotiomycetes; Onygenales; Onygenaceae
Exons: 7
Coding region: 1-2994 (997 amino acids)
Biological process (GO): tRNA wobble base 5-methoxycarbonylmethyl-2-thiouridinylation
Cellular component (GO): cytosol; elongator holoenzyme complex
Molecular function (GO): tRNA binding
Source: RefSeq, a predicted model, not a curated record